Molecule: messenger RNA, 1452 nt
Organism: Colletotrichum chrysophilum
Lineage: Eukaryota; Fungi; Ascomycota; Sordariomycetes; Glomerellales; Glomerellaceae
Gene: DBP5
Product: RNA helicase required for poly(A+) mRNA export
Exons: 4
Coding region: 1-1452 (483 amino acids)
Biological process (GO): poly(A)+ mRNA export from nucleus
Cellular component (GO): cytoplasmic stress granule; nucleus
Molecular function (GO): RNA binding; RNA helicase activity; ATP binding
Source: RefSeq, a predicted model, not a curated record
AUGGCCGACCUUGCAAGUCGCAUCACCGAGCCCCCUGCCGAUGCUCCUGCCGACGCUCCUGCUGAGGCCGCCGCCCCUGCGGAGAGCAAGCCUGCGGAGGGCCAGCUCGAUGGCACUGUCGAAGCUCUCGGUGGUUCUGGCCUUAUCGAGAACACCUACGAUGUCGAUGUCAAGCUGGGUGACCUUCAGUCCGACCAGAACAGCACCCUCUACUCAGCUAAAACCUUCGCCGACAUGGGACUUCCCGAGCCGAUUCACCGUGGUUUGCUUGCCUUGAACUACCAGAAGCCUUCCAAGAUUCAGGAGAAGGCUCUCCCUCUCAUGCUCACGAACCCUCCCCGUAACAUGAUUGCACAGUCGCAAUCCGGAACCGGCAAGACCGCUGCGUUCGUCGUCACCACCCUGUCGCGAGUCGAUUACACCAAGCCCGAGCAGCCUCAAGCCUUGAUUCUCGCACCUAGUCGUGAGCUUGCCCGUCAGAUCGAGGGAGUCGUCGGCAGCAUCGGACAGUUCUGCGAAGGUCUCAAAGUCGCUGCCGCUCUCCCUGGCGCCCUGGAGCGUAACGCUGCCGUUCGCGCCAACGUCAUUGUCGGAACCCCUGGCACUGUCAUGGACAUCAUCCGCAGACGCCAGCUGGACAUCUCUCAGUUGAGGCUUCUCGUUAUUGACGAGGCUGACAACAUGCUUGACCAGCAAGGCCUUGGCGAGCAGUGCCUGCGCGUCAAGAACAUGCUUCCCCGCGACAUUCAGAUUCUCUUGUUCUCUGCCACCUUCCCGGACAAGGUUAUGGGCUUUGCCGAGAAGUUUGCGCCCAAGGCUGAUCAGAUCCGUCUGAAGCACACCGAGCUUACCGUCAAGGGUAUCUCUCAGAUGUACAUUGACUGUCCUAGUGAGCAGGAUAAGUACGAGUACCUUGUCAAGCUCUACGGUCUUAUGACCAUCGGAUCUUCCGUCAUCUUUGUCAGGACUCGUGAGAGUGCCGAUGAGAUCAAGCGCAGAAUGGAGGCUGAUGGACACCGCGUGUCGGCCCUUCACGGUGCCAAGGAUGGUCCUGAGCGUGACCGCUUGCUGGAGGAGUUCAGGACUGGUGUAUCCAAAGUUCUCCUCACCACGAACGUUCUGGCGCGUGGUAUCGACGUUUCCAGUGUGUCCAUGGUUAUCAACUACGACAUUCCCAUGAAGGGACGCGGCGACUCCGAGCCUGACCCCGAGACCUACCUGCACCGUAUCGGACGUACUGGACGUUUCGGACGUAUUGGUGUCAGUAUCAGCUUCGUCUACGACAAGAAGAGCUUCUACGCUCUCAAGAGCAUCGCCGACUUGUACCAGAUCGACCUUGUUCAGCUGGAUGCCGAGGACUGGGAUGCGACGGAGGAGGAGGUCCAGAGAGUCAUCAAGUCCAACAGAGCUAAGGCUGCUUUUGCCCCGAGUGCCACCGAUGCCAAGAAUUAG